AUUUUCAAUAAAUAUAUUUAUUAUAUUUAAAUUAAGGGAUUUACAUAUUUAAAUAUUAAAACAAUGAAGUAUUCAGUCAUUCAAUCUUCAGCUGAGGGAUGCCGAAAUCAAACUCAUAUCCCACCACCUGUAAGUUAUUCGAAAUCGUGCCUUUCGGCCACAACAAAAACUUAUAAAUACUUAAGGCGCUUAUUAUUGUUUAAUCAAAUGGAUUUUGAGUUUGCCUUGUGGCAAAUGGUUUACCUUUUCAUUGCGCCGCAAAAGCUUUACAGAAAUUUUAAUUAUAGAAAACAAACGAAAUCACAAUUUGCUCGGGAUGACCCCGCAUUUCUUGUGUUACUAAUUGUAUGUCUUUGCGUAACUUCUCUGGGCUUUGGCUGGGUUUUGGGAUUAAACUUAUGGCAGAGUAUUUCAUUUGUAUUCUACGUUGUAUUUGUUGAUUGCAUAUUUGCCGGAUUAGUUGUGGCCACAUUCCUGUGGUUAGUGACAAAUCGAUACCUACGCAGUAGUAACUUGGAACCGGAUAUUGAAUGGGCGUAUGCAUUUGAUGUGCAUCUCAAUGCGUUUUUCCCGCCUUUAAUAUUAUUACAUUUUAUACAAUUAUUCUUUUAUAAUUGGCUAAUAAGUCAGACUUGGUUAAUAUCACGCUUUUUGGGCAAUACUUUUUGGUUACUUGCGUUAGGUUAUUAUGUUUACAUUACUUUUCUGGGCUAUAACUGCAUUCCACAUUUAAGGAACACCCGCCUUCUUUUAAUGCCUUUGCCUAUCAUAUUUUUGUUAUAUUUGCUUACUUUAAUUAUUGGCUGGAAUGUGACGGUUUCAUUUAUGGAUUUUUAUAAAUAUCGUGUUUAUUAAAGAUUCAGAUAAGAUUUUCAAAUUGCUUUUUAACAGAAUUUGUGUUAACUUAAAAAUUUUUUGCAAUACAUAAAA
Glossina fuscipes is the source of this 930-nucleotide messenger RNA. RefSeq names its product protein unc-50 homolog (gene Unc50). The transcript has 3 exons. Bases 64 to 855 code for a protein of 263 amino acids. The record is from RefSeq and is a predicted model, not a curated record. NCBI's taxonomy places the organism in Eukaryota, Metazoa, Arthropoda, Insecta, Diptera, Glossinidae. Gene Ontology annotation, cellular component: Golgi membrane.